This is a messenger RNA of Quercus robur (English oak), 1387 nucleotides long. Its product is annotated as pheophytinase, chloroplastic. Gene Ontology annotation, cellular component: chloroplast. Gene Ontology annotation, molecular function: chlorophyllase activity. Gene Ontology annotation, biological process: chlorophyll metabolic process. The record is from RefSeq and is a predicted model, not a curated record. The coding region runs from base 42 to 1214 and encodes 390 amino acids. Lineage: Eukaryota; Viridiplantae; Streptophyta; Magnoliopsida; Fagales; Fagaceae. The transcript has 6 exons.
UGCUAGGAAUGGGAAAAGCGAAUUAGAGAAAGAAAGAAAGAAUGGGAGUUGGAGUAACGGCUCCCCUUUCCCAUUCAGUUGGGCUAGUUCGUUUGCAAUUUCAGCACACAACUCCAAAAAAGAGAAGCUUGGCAAGGGUCUUCCUUGGUCACAAAUAUCAUAAUCAUCAUCAUAAUAAUAGUAUUAGCAUAAUCUCCAACUGUACUACUAGCAGCAAUACUACAAGUACUACAACAGCAACAACAACAACAACAACAACCACAGCUACUUCUGGUGGUGGAGUUUUGGAGGUGAAAGAGUUAAAGGAGAGGUGCAAAAAGUGGGAAUGGAAGGGCCAGUAUUCCAUCACUUACUUUGUUUCUCAAUCCUCAAUUUCUAAUAGUAAUAAUAAUAAGCCUCCUCUUCUUCUUGUUCAUGGCUUUGGUGCUUCCAUUCCACACUGGCGCAGGAAUAUUGGGACACUAGCACAGAAUUUCACAGUAUAUGCCAUUGACCUUCUCGGCUUUGGUGCUUCUGAUAAACCAGCAGGAUUUUCAUAUACCAUGGAAACAUGGGCUCAGUUGAUAUUGGACUUCUUGGAUGAAAUUGUUCAGAAGCCAACUGUGCUGAUAGGCAACUCUGUUGGAAGUCUUGCCUGUGUAAUUGCUGCCUCAGACUCUAGUAGGAGCCUAGUUCGAGGGCUUGUACUUCUAAAUUGUGCUGGUGGUAUGAACAAUAAGGCAGUUGUUGAUGAUUGGAGAAUCAAGCUAUUAUUACCUUUGCUUUUGUUGGUUGAUUUUUUGUUAAGGCAACGGGGAAUUGCUUCAGCAAUCUUUGAGCGUGUUAGAAAGAGAGAUAACUUGAGGAACAUUUUGUUGUCUGUUUAUGGAAAUAAGGAAUCUGUGGAUGAAGAACUAGUAGAGAUCAUUAUGGAACCAACAAAUGAUGCCGGGGCACUAGAUGCUUUUGUUUCUAUUGUGACAGGCCCACCAGGGCCAAACCCGGUGCAAUUAAUGCCUAGAAUUUCCCUACCUGUGCUUCUUUUAUGGGGAGAUCAAGACCCAUUUACUCCUCUUGAUGGACCUGUUGGAAAAUACUUCUCUUCACUACCUUCUGAACUAACAAAUGUAAGCCUCUUUGUAUUAGAAGGGGUAGGACAUUGUCCCCAUGAUGACAGACCUGACUUAGUCCAUGAAAAGCUGCUUCCUUGGUUGGCUCAACUUCCUGCUUCAUGAGAGAAUUGUUACUGAUGAUCCACUUCUAUUUGUUAUAAUUUUUAUCUGGAUUUCUGACAAGCACGUCAUCUCUUGUCAAUUGAUCGAUUUUGGAUAUCAUAAUGUUCAUAAUGUAUAUGCUACAUAUUGUAACCAAAUUUUGCAUAUUUUUAUUUCUGAUUCAUUCCUUGAAA